Messenger RNA from Petromyzon marinus (sea lamprey), 2615 nucleotides. Lineage: Eukaryota; Metazoa; Chordata; Hyperoartia; Petromyzontiformes; Petromyzontidae. The record is from RefSeq and is a predicted model, not a curated record.
GCCGAAACGUCGUGAUUUUUUGUUAUUUUAUUUUCACCUACGUGACUUUACCCAAUAGAACCAAAGAGUAUGUGCUCACAAUGUUAUUUAUCUGGUUCCUGGGCAACGAGAGGUACAGCAACUGUGUACCCUUGCCAUGAUGUGCAUGCACUUAUCAUUUAUGUUUUUAGAACGCACUUCUCUGACGAGUUUCUUAUUUUUUUUGAAAAAAACUAUUUUAAAGUUUUUGUUGUAAAACAUUGUAAUUGUAAUAACGUGCCUUUCCCUAGGCGAUGUCUGGAGAGGACGAAGAGGAAUGCAGAAGCCAGGCUGACGAUGAACUUGCACAAAAGCUCAGAGAUGUGGGUCUUGACACAGUUUACUGGAAACAGAAACUGCGUGAGGUUCUGCUCAUUUCUAAUGCACAGGCCCUGCUUCACCUCGACCAGCAGGACAGCAGAGAACUGGACUCACAUUUCCGUAAAGAGUGGGAAAAGCGAGCAUUUUAUAAAAUGCUUGGCAUUGUUGCUGCUGAUGGUGUUGUCAGUGCUAAAAAGGCAAUGAGCUUGGCUCCACAUAUACAAAUUGAUAAUCUGUUGCCUUCUGUCGUGUCUGAGAGAAUUCACGAGCCUGCCCAAGAAAUAUGUCCAUCUGUUUCAACACAUUGUUUGUCAGAUACAGAGAUUUUACAAAACGCAUCAGGGGGUCUUGCUCUAGAGGGGGUUUAUAUGAGUGGAAAGUUAGAGGAUGCAUUAGAAAAGAGAGGAAAACUCUUGACGAGCCCACAAACAUUCCGGCUCGUGGGUCUGGUCGGCAGGUCAGAGACAAAACAACACGAGUUUAUUUCUUUCAAUGAUGAAUCCAUGUUCAGGAAGACCAUGGAAGUCAUGGGCUUCAGCAGCACUGUCUCCGAGAAAGGAUGCGUCUCGUCCUUGAGUAGAAAACCAGCCUUAAUGCAAGUCAAAUCAAUGAAUCUUAAGGAAAUGCAAAAUACUCAGACUGAUCAUUCCUAUCUUUCCAGGACAGAGUUUACGUACCUGCCCCUAGCCUCAGGUAAUCUUCAUAUGGCACAACUCAGGUUGUCUGAAGCAGCCCUGAAGGAGCUACAAAUGAUUGAGAAUACGUUGGAAAAUACAAAGGAAGAUUUUAAAAGCAACGUGUUUUCCAGCAUGAGCUGCAAAUUCUUCCACAAUUUUGGCUCUCACGCAAACGAGGGUCCUCUCCAAUUUGGAGGAAUUUUUUGGAGGAAGGCAUCAGCUAAAGGUUUCAGUUUACAUCAGCAAGAUGAAAUAAAACUGCUCUUGUCUGAGUUAUUCGAACCAAACAUUGGUGCCGACUGCGGCAGUAGUAUAAUGACUGACACAGGUACUGCAAUGACAACUGAGCCAGCUCCAAGUGAUUCUGGACAUUACAGCCCGGUGCUCACCGAUGUGAUACAGAUGACUGUAACCACAACAGGGGGUAAUCCUGAUGUACAUAAUCUCCCUCAGUGGGAAUCUGCCAUUGUUGUCAACAAUAGGACAUGGUCUCUCAUCGACCGAGGAAUCAGGUUUAUACCAGUAUGGGACAUCAUCCGGUCCAAUCAUAAAUGCGAUUUUAAAGAUGUCCUGAAGUUGGCCAGUGAUCUUCAAAAAGCUUACACCAUUUUAACAAAAAAAGAAGUACAUAAUUAUCCAGAGGAUGAAUUGGUUGACAUAAAUGUCAAAGCGCAAUCGAUAAUGGAAGAUGCGAAGCAGUGGAAAGAAUCUGACAAUGACACUCAUCUGGAAAUGCUGGCGGAUCUAAAACAGAAGUUGUAUGAAUGCACAAAAACUAACAGGAGCUGGAUUGACACGUGUCUCUCACACCCAGCCCUUCAGGAAUUCUUGACGCGGAUUGUAUCGGCAUACAAGCACUCUUCUUGUGACGAAACCGAUUGGAUAAAAAUAAAAAUGCGGUACCUAUUGGAACCCAACAUCUAUGCAGUGGAGAACUUCCCCAAGCGCUCCUCGAUAACGCAGUGGGUGUAUGGGUCUGAUACAGUCAGGGUUCUUGAUGCUGAGCUAAAUGCCCUUGGCAAGACAUUUACAGAAACAAUUAAAAGAAGCGAUGGAUGCACCGACUUCUUUUGAAACUGCACUGAAUGAAGCAAAGGUGAAGGGAACCAAUGAAAUCACAUUUUCCCUCAAUUCCCUUUGCCGGUGCUUCCGAGAAAUGGAGCGGAUGGAGGAGGAGCUCCUGUUCAUUUCAUGUGCUGCUGCUUCAGGGUUCCGUACAAAGGAGAGAUCGUUCGAUCGCCUCCUCGACUAUGAAGACGUUAACUGCCUUCAGCACCAAGUGGACGCGGCACACAGCGAGUACUCAGCUCUCAAAUCUCAAAGUGCUCUCAAGGCUCAGGCGUACGUCCUCUUGAACGGUUUGACUACAGGAGUACAGUCUAAUUCACGGACCCCCCUGGAAAAAGAGGAACAUCUGACGUUCAUGAAAUCCUAUUUGGAUGCAAACAUCUGCACCGAAGUAUCAAACGUGGUGCUGGUCUAUGAUGGAGGCCCCAUUGACUGGAACCGACUCGAGGAAACUUUGAAAUCUCUUGUUGCUGGGACACUGACUAUCACAUUGGCUCCUUCGCAGACAUCGAAGGUUGAGAGUGAAACAGA